Molecule: messenger RNA, 2683 nt
Organism: Physella acuta
Lineage: Eukaryota; Metazoa; Mollusca; Gastropoda; Physidae
Product: protein MON2 homolog
Source: RefSeq, a predicted model, not a curated record
AUGAUCUUGCUCCACCCACAGAUCUGUCAACACUCCCACGCUGAGAUGCGAGCCUGGGGAGCCGAGGCCAUCACAAGCCUGGUCAAGGCAGCUUUGGCCUACAAAUACGAGGAGCCGCUGUGUGAAAAUCUGAAGCUACAGAGCACGAUUUUGUCCCCGCUCCAAGAGCUGUCCAGCAUCCCGUACAACGACAUCCGGCACCGUCAGCUGGAGAGUGUGGCCCACAUCCUACAGAACACAGGGGCCCAACUGCUGCACGGCUGGUCCACGGUGCUAGGGAUCAUUGGAGCCGUCACCAAGGAGCAUGGAGAGAAGUUGAUCCAACAAGCGUUCCAGUGCCUGCAGCUUGUGGUGACCGACUUCCUGCCAAUCAUCAAACCUGUGUACCUGCAGGUGGUCGUACAGGUGGCCGCCAAGUUUGGACUACAGCAGCAGGAGCUUAACGUCAGUCUCACGGCCAUCGGGCUCUUGUGGAAUAUCUCCGACUUCUUCUUCCAAAACCGCCAAAGAAUCAAACAGGAACUGGACGCUGAGGGCAGCCAGGCAGAUGUCUGCCCCAGCACAGACUCCAUCAAGGCACCACCGCCGUUUGAUGCCCUGUGGAUGUGCCUGUUCUCGCAGCUGGGUCAGCUGUGUGUGGACUCGAGGCCAGCCGUCAGGAAGAGUGCUGGGCAGACGCUGUUCUCUACCAUCUCGGCCCACGGCACCUUGCUGCAGCACCAGACAUGGCACAACGUCCUUUGGCAGGUGUUGUUCCCACUUCUAGAAAACGUCCAGAAGUUCUCCAGCUCUGCCUCCACCAUCCGCGACAAAGAAUCCACCGGCAACAUCCUGAUCCACCACUCCCGCGACACGGCGGAGAAGCAGUGGGCGGAGACCAGAGUUCUCUCGCUUGCCGGGGUCGCCAGGACGUUCAACGCCAAGAGGAAGAUGUUACAGGGGCUGGGGGACUUCCCCAGAGCCUGGUCCCUACUGCUGGAUCACAUCGAGGUGUCCGCCCUCUGCAGGAACGCCGAGGUCUCUCUAGCCGCGCUCAAGAGCUUCCAGGAGAUUCUACAGAUCGGCCGGGCUAGUCGGAGCUUUGAGGACGGGGACAGCACGGUGCAGGGGGCGAUAGAACCCCCCUCAGGGGAAGUCAUCAACAGAACAGGGGAGGCUACCAGCAAAAAACCCGAGCUCUGCUCUAAAGGACCGAUCUCCGAUUCCUCGGACAACGACAUCCCGCUGUGGUCGGCCGCGUGGAGGGUGUGGUUGAACAUCGGGAUGGAGGUGACCAAGCCGCCGGAGCCUUCAGAGAAAGUGGCUGGGCGGGUUUACCUCCCCUCGCAAAACUUUUUGACGGCGUUGAUCCAGACGUUCCCUCCCCUGUUUGAACACAUCAAGUCCAGGUUUGUGGGGGCUGACCUGCACAAGCUGUCCACGGUGCUGAGGGGUACGCUCUGUGUGCCCGUACAGAACGAUUCCUCCCCCUUCAUCAUCCCCUCCUACCCUGAGGUCACCGUGACCCCGCUACAAGAGGCAGCUUUGUCGGCGAUGGAGACUCUCAUCAAGGCCGUCCAGAGUGGCCCAGACAGCAUGCAGGCCACCUACCCCGACAUCUUCCAUCAGCUGCUGACCUUCAUCACGUUUGGUGUCAACGCCCCCAAGUUCGGUGACCUUGAGGCUAAAACCUUCGGCAUCGUACGUGGACCACAGUCGGACUGGGUCAUCAUGAACUUUGUGCCCUUCGCUGAGCGGGCCGUGUCCAUGGCGGUGGACCUGUACCGUAGCACGGCCACUCACCCGGCGGUCAUCAGCUCGCAGAUCUUACAGCACAUUCUCAAGACAUUCCGCCUACCCCUGGGCCUCAAGUAUGACUGUCCAUCUCCAACAACUUGGAUGUUGGUUGCUGAUUCCCUGUUUGUUGUGUUGGCUGUAGGUCUGCCCAUAGCUAGGCAACACCGCAAAGAGUUCCAGUCCAUGUGGGCGGAGCUUGCAGGUUUAUUUGAAGACUUUCUCUUCUCCCCACACUCCUGUCCCCCCACCCUGUCAGUUGAAGACUUUGAGAGAGACGAGUCCUUCGACUGCCGCAUCGUACAACUGAUCCGUGACAACAUCCUUCCCCACGCAUCCAGCCUGUAUCCAGAGUUUAUGGUGAAAAUUAUGGACAUCCUCAAUAGAGGCUCUAUCCACUCCACCACGUCGGAUUGUUUUGUGGCAGACACAGAAUCCAGCCGCAAGUUGAGAGAAGAUCUGGCCAGAACUUGUUUUGAGACGCUGCUGCAGUUCUCAUUUGUCAGUGACACCAUCUCAGAGCAGGGUCAGUUGACACGUCUUGCUGUCAUGUCGUUGCUGCGUAGAUGUCAUGACGUCAUCACUAAAUAUGUUGAGGAUGAGCGACUGAGUGGAAAGUGUCCACUGCCUAGAGCCAGGCUUGUAGAGAUGUCCUCCGUGCUAAAAGCCAUCACAACACUACUGCAGUCACUGAAGAAAGCUCCUAAAGAAAAUGUUGAACACAACGUCUGGAAGCAGGUGAUCAAGUUGUACCCCGCCCUAGUUGAGUGCACCACCUCACCCUCCCCUCAGGUCUCUAAAGCACUGCGAGAUGCCCUCCAUGAGUUCUGCGACCUCCUCGCCCCACCAGGUGCCAUAACCCUGACCAAUGGGAACUAACUGUCGAGUCAAGUCCGUGUCUUGACAGUGU